GACUCCAUAGAAUAUUUGAUUGAUAUUAUUUACCACAUUUGGGAAAAUUUCCUAGAUUAACAAUUGUGGAUGACUAUAACUAGUGUUACAAGGAAGCAACCGGACAAACAGAGAGGUUGAAUAGAGGAAGAGAAAACUGCAAGAGUUUCAGUUUGAAUUGGAGUGGAGUGGUGCUGAACAAGUAGGAAGAUCUGAAGAUGGCUGUGGACUACUAUGUGACUUUGGGGGUUGACCGUGAUGCAACUGAUGAAGGGUUGAAGAAAAUAGGCUUCCUUGGAGCCUUAAGGAGCUAUAUAAGGGGACUACUAAAAAAGAUGAACUCGAGUAAAAUUGCGGAUCCAAACUGUGUAUUUACAAGAGAUGGUAAUGAUUUGGUUGUCACACAAAGGAUAUCACUUGCUGAAUCUCUAACAGGCUACACUGUCCAUCUUACAACACUGGAUGGCAGGGCCCUGAGCAUUCCCAUAAACAAUGUGAUUCAUUCAAGCUAUGAAGAGGUGGUCCCCGGGGAAGGCAUGCCUAUUCCAAAAGAUCCUUCAAAGAAGGGUAAUCUCAGGAUCAAAUUCAACACCGAAUUCCCAGCAAGGUUGACCUCAGAGCAGAAAGCAAGAAUUAGGAAAGUUCUAGCGCCAUAAUAGUCUUUGCUCUAUCAUUAUAAUUUUAUGUAGUUUGUGCAAUGAGUUAUUUGAUGUCUGACAUUUUGAAUUAAGGUUGAUACUUGAUAGUAGUACUGAGUAAUUAGAAUUGUUGGGAAUUGUUUUAUCAGCCUUUGAACUUAAUAGCUACGUACGUGAUUCUAGAAAUGAGUUCGCUCCAUUUAGAACAUACGCAU
This is a messenger RNA of Lotus japonicus, 832 nucleotides long. RefSeq lists its product as uncharacterized. Gene Ontology annotation, cellular component: cytosol. The record is from RefSeq and is a predicted model, not a curated record. The coding region runs from base 198 to 635 and encodes 145 amino acids. The transcript is spliced from 2 exons. Gene Ontology annotation, molecular function: protein-folding chaperone binding. Lineage: Eukaryota; Viridiplantae; Streptophyta; Magnoliopsida; Fabales; Fabaceae.